UUUUCGUAAUCAAUUCGUCGUUGUCAAAGCGGGAAUGAGGAAAUCUCGUUUGUUGAUUCCAAGUGAUUGUGCUUGACUUGUUUCGCGGCCUUAUAAAUUAAUAAAACCGAAGAGAAUGCCGCCGAGUAGUUUACGAGUCGUGUACGCGUUCGCAAGAGAAAUGCACCCAAAAACAACAGACGUUUUCAUACAAUACGGCACUGCCGGAUUCCGCACAAAAGCCAGUUUGCUGGAACACGUUGUUUAUCGUAUGGGAUUGUUGGCGGUUAUUCGAUCCAGGUGUAAAAAUGGCCGUACAAUAGGCAUGAUGAUCACAGCCUCGCACAAUCUGGAGCCAGAUAAUGGGGUGAAACUGAUCGAUCCAGAUGGUGAGAUGCUGGAACAGAGCUGGGAGGCGAUCGCGACCCGGCUGGCUAAUGUCAGUGACAAUGACUUAGAAUCAACAACGGGGGAAAUAAUCAAAGAAGUGAAUGCUGAUAUGGCUCUUAAAGCAAGUGUGUAUAUUGGAAUGGACACAAGAUACACGAGCCCACGUCUAGCCGCGGCGGCGGUUCACGGCGUAAUGGCGCUGAAGGGCACCGCCAAGGAGUUCGGCAUCGUGACUACCCCCAUGUUGCAUUAUUGCGUCAAGUGUCGGAAUGACAACACGUAUGGGACGCCUACGGAAGAGGGUUAUUACGAGAAAAUAGUGGGAGCAUUCAAGAACAUACGCCAAAAGCUACCAGUGGCCGGCAACUAUAAUACCACUCUGUAUGUGGAUGGAGCUAAUGGAGUGGGCGGGAAGAAGCUAAACAUCAUCAAGAAGACCCUGGACGGGGAACUGGAUCUGGUCCUGUUCAAUUUGGGGGGCAAUGGCGGGAAGUUGAAUUUGAAUUGUGGUGCGGAUUUCGUAAAAGUGUCCCAAAAGCAACCGGUGGGAGUCGAACACGUGCCCUACCAGAGGGUCGCCUCGCUCGACGGCGAUGCGGACAGAAUCGUCUAUUACUAUUUGGAUGAUGAAUCUAAAAUGCACCUGCUGGACGGCGAUCGCAUAGCGACCCUGCUAGCGAGCUACGUGACGGAGCUGCUGAGGGCGUCCGGCGCGGCGCAGCUGCGGCUCGGCCUCGUGCAAACCGCCUACGCCAACGGCGCCUCCACUCGCUACAUCACCGACCAGUUGAAAGUUCCAGUGACAUGCGUAAAGACGGGCGUGAAACAUCUGCACCACGCGGCGUUGUCCUACGAUAUAGGCGUUUACUUCGAAGCCAACGGUCACGGUACAGUCGUGUACAGUGACGUCACCAAGAGCACCGUAUCGAAGAUUGCUCAGGAAGGUGACACGGAGCAACGCAAAGCGGCGCAACUGUUGCUCAACUUCAUAGACGCGACGAACGAAACGGUCGGCGACGCCAUAUCCGACCUGUUCCUCGUGGAGACCGUCCUGUGCGCCAGGGGCGUGGACGUGAGGCAGUGGUACGAGACCUACGCCGACCUGCCGUGCAGGCAGCUCAAGGUCACCAUACAGGACCGCAACACGAUUACAACAACGGAUGCAGAACGCAAAUGCGUAUCGCCGGAGGGCUUACAGGAGCGCAUAGACGAGCUCUGCGGCGCGUACGCGAGCGGCCGCUCGUUCGCGCGCCCGUCCGGCACUGAGGACGUGGUGCGCGUGUACGCGGAGGCGGAAACUCAAGAGGCGGCAGACAAAUUAGCAGCGGAAGUGGCACAAGCGGUGUUCGACUUAGCGGGCGGUGUCGGUGACAGGCCAACUUUACCAGCUUAAGUUAAUUGACCGGGAUUUUAACAGACGGAUAAAGUUACAAGUUAACAGCGAGUUUAAAUGUAAUCGGCUUGGCGACAAGGCUGUUUUGGUGGUUGACUAUGGUAGCCUUGGUUGAUUGAGGUCCUUGUUGUUAAAUCUUUAAACAAUUAUCCAAAAGAUCUUAAAUUUUUUUGGACCCAUUUUUUUUUAAAUCAAGCUGGUUGUUAGCCUUAAUAUUUGCAUUUCUCUAACAUUUGUAACAUUUAAAUCUUCAAUUACUUGUUAUAUCGGUAAUUCUAAUUAAGAAAAUAAAUCUAUUCAUCAACAGAGCCUCGUAUGAGCCAAACUUAUCAUCUAAAACGACCGUUUUAUUAAAAAAAAAAGACCUAAAAAUAACGGACGAACAAUCUAUUCUUAAUUUAUAAUUGCCAUACAAAUACGGCCGUUAUAUAUAAACUACGGUUAUUUAGUCUGUACAAUUAGGUCUACUUGCGAUCUGAUUUUUAUAUAAUAUAGUUUAUUGGGUUUUUUUCAAAUGUGAUUAGAUAAAUAGAUACACUGUUUUAUUGUAUGUAAAUAUAAGAUUUUUUUAUUUGAAACUUGAAUAUUUAAAAGAGGACGACGCUUUGAAAAUAUUAAUAGGUAAAAGUGAUGCCUUAAUAGAAAUUAAUAAUUGAACAACAUCUAAAGCGAAAUCGGAAAAAAGACUUAUGACAGAAAAAUAUAUGUGACGUCAUAGAUGUGCGAAUGUGAAGGGUGAGUAAUUUAAAGCCUAUAACUCAUCCAAAUUUCAUGACUAUUGGUUUAUUAGUUUUUAAGGGCACAGUCCCUUAAAAAGUAAACGAACUUUUUAUGGUGAGAUUUAUUGGUAAAAUUAAUUGGUACUUAUUAUGCUUUCGAAACACUAGCUUCCAUAAAUAAUUUUAAGAAAUGCAAAUGUAUAAAAAACACUGCAAAAUCCCUUUAAAAAACUUAGUCAUCCAGUAAUAAAGGAAGGGCAAAAAAAAAAAAAUAUUUGGUAGAAUUUAUUUCUGGAGUAUUCCUUGGGAACAUGAUUAGAUGAUGAGAACAAAUUAUAUUUGCUAAAGUUCAAAGGACUUUGGAAAAUAUUAAAUAUAGACAGUAAUCGUAAAAUGUUUUUAAUAUUAAGUGUCAUAUAAAUAAUGUAUAAUUAGAAUUUUUAAUUUUGCAAUAGGCAUCAUUAUUUUUAUAUAGUCUAUUGGCAGCUGUUUUAUAAAAAUGUACUGCAAAUUUGGCGGUAGGAUUGGGAGCGUGUGAUUGGUUGAUAUGGUGACAUUUUCUUUUGUACGUAAUACUGAACUCUGAUUGGUUGGUUGAAGCACAAAGACUGGUAAUUUUUUUCUUUAUUCCGUAAUUCUAGAACCGUCCAAUUUUGUGUUUUAACUUUGAAUUUGCACGAUACAGUCUUAGCGAGUAGGUUUUUUUCACCUUUUGCACUACCCAUAAAAUAAAAAACUAUUUUAAAUAAUAUACAUAUUAUAAAAUAUCAUAAAUUAACAUGAAGUUUUAUUUUAUGGUUCAAGUUAACACUGUCCAUACAAAAAUCUAAGAAUAGAAUCUGUUGCAUGAAAAAUUAUUAUUAAUGUUGUGUUUUUACGUAUUAUUUAAGGUAAUGCCAUUUUAUUACUUAACAUCUGCAUAUCGAUACAUAAAGACAAUUGUGUUCAAUUUAAUAUAUCGAAAUAUUUUUCAUUAUUCCUAGUCGCCUGAGAUUUUAACAGUACAACGCGAAGCUAGUCUAAAAUAAUGCUUCUAAAAUUGAUGACGAAUUAUUUUUAUUUUACUUGUAAAUUUAGCUGUUUACGGUUUCAGCUAUCUUGAAAUAUUAUUAAAAUAUAACAUAAUUAACUGUCUACUUAUUAAUCUCACUUUAAUAAAUACUGUUUAAAAAACUUAACUAUUUAUUAUAUAUUUCGAAAGAUUUUACGAUGGUUGUCAAUUGAAAUUGCUCACCUGUAUAUUUCUACAUAUAAUUACCUAUACACACAAAAAGCCAUCUAUCUAUUUCGAAUUUAUAACAUUGAAUAAUUAACUGUAAUAUAUUAUCAGCUCUCUGCACAAUAUAAUAACGUAAAAAGAGAUUAAUUAUAUUCUAAUAAUGUAGUUAAAAUUAUAUGUAGAAACUAACAAAUAAAUAAAUAUUAUUUAAAGUAAAUAAAUCCAAAAUUAGACUGGUUAAAUCAAUUUAUUGUUGUGUUCUUGAAAUUGUACCUAAAUGUGAAUAAAUAAAUAUUGUAUUUAUUGCAUCACUUUAAAAAUAUAUUAUAUAAAUGUAAAAGUACUGUUCGAUUUGUUUAUGGAAGUGAUUAAUUAUUUCCUUAUGCGCCAUAACUAUUAACUAUAAAACAUUAGUUCGAUUUUUGAUAGCACAUAAAUUUAAUUUUAUUAUCACUCCCGUAUGCUACAUCGAGUGAUAAGAAACCAAUUCCAAAAAGCAUUUAUGGUGUGUAUUUUACAAAAUUUUCAACAUUUUUAAGAGGAUUGGACUGUGCUCAAAAUUUAUCAUAAUUCUUAUCUUUGAUAGUAAAUACGUGAUGGUGUUUGUUGAAGCGUGUUUGAUAACACGUAGUCAAAUUUCGAUAAGUUUUAAGUGAAUUCUUGUGUCGCACCUCGGUAUAUUUUUUGCAGUACUGAUAAAAAUUGCAUCUCGAAUUAUCAAAUACACUUUGUGAAGGAAUGUAAUUUGCUAUGUCUAUAUGUCUACGAGAGUUCGCAUCUAUGUGCCUUUACCAUUUCAUUUACUGUUACGUUAAUAAAUCAUUAAUCAUA
Zerene cesonia (dogface butterfly) is the source of this 4531-nucleotide messenger RNA. RefSeq names its product phosphoacetylglucosamine mutase (gene nst). Gene Ontology annotation, molecular function: phosphoacetylglucosamine mutase activity. The coding region runs from base 116 to 1762 and encodes 548 amino acids. The record is from RefSeq and is a predicted model, not a curated record. The transcript is spliced from 12 exons. Lineage: Eukaryota; Metazoa; Arthropoda; Insecta; Lepidoptera; Pieridae. Gene Ontology annotation, biological process: UDP-N-acetylglucosamine biosynthetic process; carbohydrate metabolic process.